AUGGAUCUGACUUCAGCUUCUCAGGAACGGUCCAAUUCCGGCGGCGAGGUAUCUGAGGCCAGGGAGAAAUCUGCUGUCAAAGGAAGGUUCCAGUCCAGGGAUCCUCCGAUGGCUACCAUUGGAGACGAUGAUGAACGCCUUCUCGCCAGAAUUGGUUACAAGCAAGAACUGAGGCGCGAGUUCUCAAAGUGGUCGACAGUUUCCUAUGCCAUCUCCAUUCUCGGGGUGCUGGGAUCAGUGCCAGCCACUUUUGGACCACCCCUGGCUGCGGGCGGACCUGCAACGGCUGUGUGGUGCUGGUUCAUAGGGUCGAUCAUGGCUAUGUGUAUUGCGAGUUCUGUCGCUGAACUCGUAUCAGCGUAUCCAACCGCAGGAGGAAUGUACUUUGUGACAAAACACGUGGUCCCCGAAAAUCAGGUUGCGAUAUUUUCGUGGAUCCAGGGUUGGUGCAACCUAUUAGGACAGACCGCUGGUGUUUCCAGUGUGGCAUACACCGUAAGCCAGAUGCUAUUGGCCUGUGCGAGCAUGAACUCCAACUUCAAGGACGGAAAAUACGCUUAUGCACCAACGGCUCUCCAAACUGUACUUUUGGCUAUCGGUUUGUUGUGCAUUAUGGGAGUUAUUUGCUCCUUGACCACGAAAAGUUUACAUCGGAUCAUUCUGUGGUUUGCUCCUAUCAACAUCCUUGCAUCCAUCGGAAUUUGCGUGGCUCUCUUGAUCCUUACUCCCGAUAAACAAUCAGCAAAAUGGGUGUUCACGCACGUAACGGAUGGGUCUGGGUGGCAGUCCAAGGGGUUCUCUUUUCUCCUGGGAUUCAUAUCUGUAGCUUGGACUAUGACGGACUAUGAUGGGACAACACACAUGUCGGAAGAAACCCACGAUGCCGCUAUACGUGGACCAGUCGCCAUUCAAACGGCAGUUUUGGUUUCUGGCACCUUUGGCUGGAUGCUAACUGUGACAAUGUGUUUUUGCUUAACUGACCUCGAUGCCAUAUUGGCAACUCCGACUGGCCUUCCUGCAGCGCAGAUAUUCCUCAAUGCUGGUGGCCAAACGGGUGGGACUGUAAUGUUUGCAUUUAGCAUCCUUGUGCAAUUCUUCACCGGAUGUUCCGCAAUGCUAGCGGAUACCAGAAUGGCAUACGCUUUUGCUCGUGAUGACGCCCUCCCCUUUUCGAAAUUUUUUGCUAAAGUGAACCAAUAUACCCUGACUCCAGUCAAUGCGGUAUGGUUUGUGGUACUCUUUAGUAUCUGCCUCAACCUGAUUGCCAUUGGAUCUACCGAGACCGCAACAGCAAUUUUCAACAUCACCGCACCAGCUCUCGAUUUAUCAUACAUCGGAGUCAUUUUAGCGCAUCAAAUAUAUAAAAAUCGAGUUCGCUUCAUCGAAGGCCCAUUUACUCUUGGCAGAUGGGGUACUCCUGUUAAUAUCGUUGCCAUUGUCUGGGUGCUAUUCAUUAGUGUGGUGCUGUUCUUCCCGCCACAUAAGCCGGUCACACCAGAAAACAUGAACUAUGCCAUAUGUGUGGCUGCAUUUAUUGCUUUAUUUGCAUUGUCUUGGUGGUGGUUAUCCGCUCGAAGGAAAUACACCGGUCCUCGCACGAAAGAUUUAAUUCAAGAGGUUCCUGAUGAGGAUAUUGACCCAAUAGCCUACCAUGACAACUUCCAGGUUUAAGUUUGUAACCAUCAGGGAUGUGGUUGUGACAUUGACGACCUGCUCCUUAUAAUGGUUAGCCCUCCUUGUGUAUGCAUGGCGAACUUUCGAGGAAACACUUACUUUGGAAUGUGAACUGCAUUACAGGAAUAUAUCUUUUGGCGUCUCGGCGACGGACAUUCCAGAGUGACGAUCGGUUUAUUGGCGAAAUCUGGUGUUGAUUAACUGGCGACCGGUCUAGAUUACAUUCAAGUAUUACCUAGCGGUCUCCAAUUCCAUGGCCUUGUCUCUCGCUAGCUUGCUCAAGAGCUUUUGGCCGUUGGAGUUCUAUCUCCUUUCCCCCAAUUUUGUUUGAUACUCCUCACGACGACUUGUGGCGUGCAAAUCUCCGAGUUGCAAGCUCCGUCCGCUCUAUUAUUCUACUCAUGUUUGCGUUUAGAGCCAGUUUUUUAAG
Coccidioides posadasii C735 delta SOWgp is the source of this 2104-nucleotide messenger RNA. RefSeq lists its product as uncharacterized. Gene Ontology annotation, molecular function: transmembrane transporter activity. Gene Ontology annotation, biological process: transmembrane transport. Lineage: Eukaryota; Fungi; Ascomycota; Eurotiomycetes; Onygenales; Onygenaceae. Gene Ontology annotation, cellular component: membrane. The record is from RefSeq and is a predicted model, not a curated record.